Lutzomyia longipalpis is the source of this 2291-nucleotide messenger RNA. RefSeq names its product ceramide synthase. The record is from RefSeq and is a predicted model, not a curated record. The transcript is spliced from 3 exons. Bases 540 to 1748 code for a protein of 402 amino acids. Lineage: Eukaryota; Metazoa; Arthropoda; Insecta; Diptera; Psychodidae. Gene Ontology annotation, cellular component: endoplasmic reticulum; membrane. Gene Ontology annotation, biological process: lipid homeostasis.
GACGUAUGUAUAACCUCAAAAAGUUUUCAAACGAAAGUUUUGUGUACUAUGAGUUUUUUUUAGCAAACUACCGUGAAAAAUCCAGUAUUACCAAGUUUUCUAUUGAGAUUUAAGCAGAAAUGUUAUCCACCAUUUAGUGUGAUUCCACGUUGAAUCAGUAGAUACAGUAAAAACAGCAGUAUUUGGAAAUAAUCUCAUUUAUCUCCGUCAUUCCAAUCCACCCCCUUGUUUUGAAUAAUAAUGAGAAAUUAAUUUGAGGCAAAAACAAGAAAGAUAAGAAAAAAUAAUCGUUGUGAUGUCUGAAUUGACUUUGUGAUAAGCAUUUGGUGUUAUCUGGAAUCUCACGUCCCUGGAACAGUUGUGUCUCAUCACCAAAACAACACAAGAGCCACAGUCGAUGCUUUUGCUUCACUGAAAAGUUUGUACUAGCUGUGCGGGAGAGACAAUUUGGCCAGCACAGAGUGACAGAAGUGUUGUGUGGAGAGUUAGUUUUGCGGUAAGGACAGCUGCACUGAGACAUAAAACAGAGAAGAAAAAAAAUGAAGAUUCUCAUCUCAUUGGCCUGCUCAAUUGGGUCAAUGGGGAUUGCAUGGGGGAGCCUCCUGUCGCUAAACAUAAGUGACAGAAUAUCCCUCCAACGUGGUGUCUUCCUCUCAUCUCUGGGCUUUGUGUACUUUGUCUCCCUGACGGAUUUCUUCAAUCGCUUCCUCCUGGAGACUGCAAAAGGACUCGAGUGGCGCAAGAAGUAUCACCUAAUGGUGUCCGAUGUGAUGGAUAUUACAAACAAACUCGUAUCAGCAGUACAGGCGAGUCUAUCCUGUCUAGCUGGCUUUCUUGUUUGCAAAUCCUCCUGUAAUCGUUCAUUCCUACAUGCAUCGCAUUUUGCCUCGGAGGCUUACGCCUGGUUUGGUGCAGCGUACUUUUUCUACGAUCUCUGGAGUAUGUACAAAGUUCACAUUCACAAGGUACUUGAUAAGUUGAAGAUGGUUAAAGAUCAAGCGGGGAAUGGGCUUAAGAAUGGCAACAAUGGGCAUCAGGUGUUCGAUGGGAGGCGAAAUGGAAAUGGCAAUGGGGUAUGCCGUGCGGAUGGUGAUGUAGAAUGCAGGGAGAAGGAGAUUCACGAUGACUAUGGGAAUGAAAUUUCACUUGAGGCAAGACCCUCAUUCUGGCACUACAUCUCCCGACAACCCCUCAUGGUGGGCCAUCACAUCUUUAUUGGCUCCUUUGGGUUGUGCGUCAUUGCAUACCUAAGGGGUGGUCUGGGUGAUUGCAUUUUCAGCUUCAUCUUCCUCAUGGAGGCAUCAACACCAUUUGUCUCGCUGCGCAGUAUCCUCAGUACAAUGGGAAUGAAAUCAACAAAUCUGUACAUGAUUAAUGGGAUCCUCAUGCUUGUAACAUUCUUCAUCUUUCGCAUCCUCAUGCUCCCAUUUGUCUUCUACUGGUACAGCCUCACGGUGAAUUUACCCUUUAUACGUGCCGUGGCGUCUUUACCGCGUGGAUGUAAAAUCAGUAUUUGUAUACUAUUCUUGCCACAAAUCUACUGGUUCUACCUCAUUUUACGUGGAGCAAUUAAAGUAUUCUUCCCACAAAAGGUGAUGCCCACCAAAAGAAACAGAGGUGAAUUCCAAAAAAAAUCCACAAAUUGUGUGAUCUCAACAGACAAUGAGGCAAAGAAUCAAGAUGGGAAGUUUGAAGAAAACUUCCGAAUCCUGGACAAUGAUAAACAAAAAUCUCUAACACUCAUGUAAGUGAACAUUUCUUUUUGUCUUCUCUUGUACAUAAAUGACUACAAAAAAUAUAUCUCCGAUCAUUCUCUCAAACUUUUAUUUCACACCACUGAAUGAGAGAAUAUUUUCGAUAAAGACCUUUUUUCUAAAAUGUAUACCAAAAUUCUUUAAAUUAUGUCUUGAUAAAAUGAAUAGAAAAAUCUAAUUAUUCGUAUACUUGGACAUUGUGUAGAUGAGAAAAAAAAAACUGUGAAUGAUGUAGAACUUUGGAAAAUAAAGAUGCACCUUGAGGGAAAAAAAUAACCAUACAAUACAUACAUAGAAUAUAUGGGGUGUAGUAAUAAAAAAAAGAGAAAAAAUAAUAUUUGUUAUAAUAAGUCUAUUGAGGAGAUAAUAAUAAUAAACAUGUAAUAGUCGUCAUGGAACUAGUCACACAGUAACUAAUUGUUAGGUCUCUAUGUAACAAAAAUGAUUAAUUAAGGGCAUUUUGUGAGGCGGGAGAAUCAAUGUUUAAUUGUAAAAAAAGAAGAUUAAAGAAAAAAAUGUGAAAUUCCUCCCCUCCGA